CAGCUAGUGUAUUAGCACAAGUUGUGAAAUCUAAGGAUGAGACGUGGACACCUGAGAAAGAAGAAUCCGUAAAGGCACCAAUUAGAGCUCGAUACGAGCACGAAGGCCAUCCAUACUUUUCGUCGGCUCGUCUCUGGGACGAUGGGGUUAUUAAUCCUGCUGAUACGCGAAAAGUGUUGGGAUUGUCACUGAGUGCUGCGUUGAAUGCGCCAAUUAAGGAGUCAAAAUUUGGUGUGUUUAGAAUGUAG
This is a messenger RNA of Paraglomus occultum, 248 nucleotides long. The record is from the annotation of a GenBank genome assembly. NCBI's taxonomy places the organism in Eukaryota, Fungi, Glomeromycota, Glomeromycetes, Paraglomerales, Paraglomeraceae.